GUGUGCAGAGAGGGACUGCAGCGCUCCGAAGGCAGCCCAGUCCUGGUCGGCUCGGCGGCGCUGCUCGCUGCCGCGCCCGGGGCACGUCCGUCCGACCAGCCUGUCCCGGGCAGGGCAUCUCCUGGCGCAGCCCCUUGUCAGGCCCACCAGACUUUCUGAAGAGCCCUCGUCUUCCCCAGCGACAUCCGAGCAGGCUGCGCGGAGCUGCCUUUCAGUCAGAGUUCAUCACUCUUGCUGCUCGUUAAAGUCGGCAGGAAAUGCAGCAAGCUGGGCUGGAGACGGCUGCGGUGCUUCCAGACGGGCUGCCUGUGUCUAAUUGAGUCCUGUGGCUUGAAGCUAAUGGCGUGUCCACCCCGUUCAAAGCCUUUUGUUCCCAGUGAGCAAAUAUGCUUUCUAAUUACCUUCGUAACUUGCGCAGGGAGUGAUAAAAGCAGCGCAGGUAGUCACGCAGCACGGCGGAGGGACUGGCGUGUAGCUGGGAGCCAGCACAUCCAGCCAGCCCUGAGGAGCACCCUGUGUUGUUGGCUGCAAUUAGAAGCCAAAUAGAGAUAUUUUCUAUUAAACACAGCUUGGGAGUGGAAAAAAGCCCACAGGCAGGUGGGGACAGUUUGCCAUCGACUGGUGGCUUUGCAGACAUUCUUUCCACACAGGGUCUUCUGAAAUUGAGUACUUCUUAGGCAAAGCCAGUGUGAGAACAGGCAUGGUAUAAUGUGCUGGAAACGAGCAGAGACUAAGCUAAUGCACUUUACCAGUACCUUCGAAACUCUCACCGGACGGGGGCUGUCACUGAUGUCCCCAGGGGUCCCUGUGUAGCUCUGCCUCAUGCCCUGUACAGAGCCCCCUGCCCUAACAUGACUAAUGGUCCACACGUGGUCAGCCUUUCAUCCUCUCCCCAGGGUGAGAGGUGUGUGCAGCAAGCACCUUUCUUUGUAUUUUAGGGUUGGUUGGGUUGCCUUUGCUGUCGUUUUUCUCUUAUUUUAACUAAACUUACAUCCUCACCACACUUGCAUGCUCAGCUGUAUAGGAAGGCCAAGGUCACAGAACUUCUUUCCCUGGGGCAGGCAACAGUGGCCUUCUCAGGUCAGGAAGGGUCCUCCUGUGGUCAUGGAUCUGAGAAGGUGAUGCUCAGGCUUGCUGGGCACUGUGUGCUGCAGAAGUAGAGGUGAAGAAAUGAGAGCCAUCCCUAGGAAGAUUCACUGGGAGAGCCAACUUUUGUAAGCAGCAUUUUUAACACCAGGGUAAGGAACAGGAUUGCAGAGCCUGCAGCAAGCCUGCUGGUGUUACAGGCACUGAAACAAGACAGUGAUAGCGCAGAGCAGUUUAGGGCCAGAAAGCAGAAGCUGUGCUUGUUGUCCAGAGCAGGUUUGGUAAUUAGAAUCAAGGGAUACCAUGGAGAGUCCCCUCGCACAGCUCCAGCGCUACAAAUCACUGCUCUCCACCUAAGCACAAGGCUUAAGCCUGGCUUCAGAGCUCUGCACCCCAGAUGGGUACCCCUGCAGUGGGCAGGACUGGUAGGCUGGUGACUCUCUGCCAGUGCCUCUCUGCAUGUGACUUAGGGGGAAAUUCAGCAGCAUGGCUUUGUAGAUGGAAAACUUUGGAUGUCCUGGGAGAGCUUUUUCCAGCUUGUGUAUGCUGCCAGUGUGCCUGCCUGCGACAGAAAACUGAACCCAGCAUUCCCUGCUGCUCUUCCAGGUCGUACACUGCUCCUCCUCCUGUCUGCAACAGUCUCUCUCCUCGGCGGGCUGGUGUUUGGGUACGAGCUGGGCAUUAUCUCUGGUGCACUGCUGCAGCUGCAGACAGACUUUCACCUCAGCUGCUUCAGGCAAGAGGUUCUCGUCAGCUCCCUCCUUACUGGAGCUCUCCUUGCCUCUCUGGUUGGGGGGAUCCUUAUUGACCGCCACGGACGGAGGAAAGCCAUCCUGGUCAGCAACUUGGUGCUGUUGGUUGGCAGCCUCAUUGUGACACUGACCAGGUCGUUUGUUGGUCUGGUCAUUGGGCGGCUGACUGUGGGCUUUGCUGUCUCUGUCUCGUCCAUGGCCUGCUGCAUCUACGUCUCAGAAAUGGUGGCUGCUCAGCGGCGAGGGCUGCUGGUGUCUCUCUAUGAAGCAGGCAUCACUGUAGGAGUCCUGCUCUCCUAUGCAAUGAAUUACAUCUUUGCAGACAAGGAUGAGGGAUGGAGGUACAUGUUUGGGCUGGCCAUUGCCCCGACAGCCAUGCAGUUCCUCAGCAUCCUCUUCCUCCCAGUGAACCCGACUAAUUUAAGCUCAUGGGACUCAGACUGCCAGAAGGGCCUCAUUCAGUUGCAGGACUCUGAGGAGAGAGCAGCAGCCAAGCAGGACCCUCCUAAGGAGAAGCAUUACUCAUUUCUUGACCUUUUCAGGACCAGGGACAACAUGAGGAGGCGAACUCUGGUGGGCCUGGGGCUGGUGCUCUUGCAGCAGUUCACUGGGCAGCCCAACGUGCUGGGCUACGCCUCCACCAUCUUCCACUCAGUGGGGUUCCAGAGCAACUCCUCAGCAAUCCUGGCCUCUGUUGGGCUGGGGGCAAUAAAGGUGGUGGCCACACUCAUUGCAAUGGCCCUUGCAGACAGGGCUGGCAGGAGGGUGCUGCUGAUGGCUGGCUGCGUGGUGAUGGCCAUCUCUGUCACCACCAUCGGCCUCAGCAGCCGCAUUGCUCCGCUGGCCAUGGCCAGGGACUGCAAGGCAGCCGCGGACCCCAAUGCGUCCCACGGCCUCACCCAGCACCCCCUGGCACCUGUGUCCCCCCAGUUUGUCGUAUCGCCCAUCCCACCAGCGCUAGGUGCUGGCAAAGGUCAGGCAGGGCCAGAGUUUGCUGCCAUGAGGAGCCUCACAACAGCUUUUGCCAGUACUCAAAGCAGAGAGGCGGUUCCUGGUUCUUCCCUCAUUUGGAAAAGGGUCUUGGAAGCGACGGUGGGAAGCACAGACCCUCCUUCCAGUGGUGCUCCCUGGGCAGAACAGAAGGUGUUCAACUGGAUCACGCUGCUGAGCAUGAUGGCCUUUGUGAGCGCCUUCUCGGUCGGAUUUGGACCAAUGACCUGGCUGGUCCUCAGUGAGAUCUACCCUGCUGGGAUAAGAGGAAGAGCCUUUGCCUUCUGCAACAGCUUUAACUGGGCUGCCAAUUUACUGAUCAGUCUCUCCUUCCUGGACCUUGUUGAUGCAGCUUUUCUUGAUGGAUGGAAAAUACAGAAGGAAUGGCUCAUCUGCUGCCUGCAAGCUUUGUGCUGACUGCUGGGAAGCCCAGGCACUAUUCCAGGCCUGGAGUAAACCUUGCCUCGCAGAGAAAACGCGAACCUUGCUUGCUGAGUUCACACGGCUGGGAGUGAUUUAAGCUAAAGGGAAAAGUAGAAGUGAGAAAACUGCUACCUCCUCUUGCCCCUGCCCCACACAGCCCUGCCUGCAGCACAUCCACAGUCGCAUCUCCACCGCUGCCCAAGAGUGUCAAACAGGAAAGCAGUGGCGCAGGGCAGCACAAGACUGUCAGCAGCUUCACCCGGGCUUGUUUCACAGCAGCAGAAGGUGCCAGGGGUCCCCCAGCAGCAAGGAACACCCUCUGCUUUCAGGGGAGCUGCUGGAGCAGAGGCUGGGCUCUCCUGGGGAUGCAGCCAGGGAGCAGAGUGGCUUGGCCUGGGCAUCAACCCUGCUCAUUGCUCCUGGUUUUCCUGCAAGCCUGAGGAAAAGCAGAAGGACCAAGCUGAAACAAGGACUUGUCCUGCCGGCAUUGCUACAUAGCUUUGAGCUACAAGUAUGCAGGAGUCCCACCAGCAUCAGCAGCUCCUCUGCGAGCAUGCUCUGGUCUCCUGACCAUGUAUUUAUGGUUCUGCGAGCUGUAGAGGCUCCCCCACACCCAUGGAUGUCAUGCCUGUGCCCAACACAGCCCCCCUGCCCUUUUCUGCUGAGCCCUCAGACACAGCCUGAUCUUCCUGAGCAGCCCCACACCUAGCUACUUCAUCCACGAGCAGGAGGAGGAAGAGGAGGAAGGGUUUAUAUGCUCUGCCGCACCAAUGCUUAACCAGAGAAAGCCACUGGACAGCGCCGUGAGGAGUGCAGCAGAGUGUCCCCAGGCACUAACCUACCAUAAAGUGCCCCAGAAACGAAGGAGCCCCCAAGUGCUACUGGGGGCUAAGUAGUCCCCAAAUCCUCACAUCUCUCUCAGGUCAAAUUCCACUCUUUAAACCAAUCCCCAUUACAUUUUACACGUCAGGCUGUGGAAGGCCUCAGAGGGGCUGUUAGGGUCUAUUGUAGGGGAAUAAAGCAAGUGUCAAAAAGACUUUUAAUGCCCAGUUAAAAAUGGCCCAAAUACAGCCUGCAGUUACCUGAUAAGCUGCAAGGUCUCUACUGGGAGAAAUAUUUUGCUUUUUAAAUUGUCUCAGCCCUUGCACACUUACAAGAGGCUGGCCUCAGCUCUGAGCUAAAGCUUUCUCAGGUACAUUAAAGCAGUAUUAAAAGCCUGGAUUUUGUUCCAAAAAGA
This is a messenger RNA of Pogoniulus pusillus (Red-fronted tinkerbird), 4488 nucleotides long. It is a transcript of the gene SLC2A10, whose product is annotated as solute carrier family 2 member 10. Gene Ontology annotation, biological process: D-glucose transmembrane transport; circulatory system development. NCBI's taxonomy places the organism in Eukaryota, Metazoa, Chordata, Aves, Piciformes, Lybiidae. Gene Ontology annotation, cellular component: membrane. The transcript is spliced from 3 exons. Gene Ontology annotation, molecular function: symporter activity; D-glucose transmembrane transporter activity. The record is from RefSeq and is a predicted model, not a curated record. The coding region runs from base 1599 to 3245 and encodes 548 amino acids.